Messenger RNA from Papaver somniferum (opium poppy), 1365 nucleotides. Its product is annotated as putative cullin-like protein 2. The transcript has 2 exons. The record is from RefSeq and is a predicted model, not a curated record. Gene Ontology annotation, molecular function: ubiquitin protein ligase binding. Gene Ontology annotation, cellular component: cullin-RING ubiquitin ligase complex. The coding region runs from base 1 to 1365 and encodes 454 amino acids. NCBI's taxonomy places the organism in Eukaryota, Viridiplantae, Streptophyta, Magnoliopsida, Ranunculales, Papaveraceae. Gene Ontology annotation, biological process: protein ubiquitination; ubiquitin-dependent protein catabolic process.
AUGGGUUCGGUCCAUACAGAGAUUAAGUUGGAAGAAGGAUGGACAAUAAUCCAAGACGGAAUUACAAGGCUGAUAAAUUCUUUUGAAGGUAUCCCUGAUCAAUCACCAUUCGACGAGACUUUUAAAUCUAUGUUGUACAGAACAAUUGUCACUAUGUGCACUCAGGUUCCUCCUAACGAGUGUUCUAAGGAGCUUUACGAUAGAUACGAAAGCGUCAUUAAAAAUUACUUGCAAUCGAAAGCUCUACCAGCCAUACAAGAGAAGCAGCAUGAUUACGUAUCCAUGUUACGUGGAUAUGUUAAGAGGUGGGAAAAUCAUAAAGUUACGGUAAGCUGGCUUUCUCAUAUUUUCUCCUAUCUCGACCGUUUUUUUAUUCAUCAAAAUUCACUUUCAUCGUUGGAAGAUGUUGGGAUUGGUUGCUUUCGUAAAGUUGUUUACGCGGCGAUGAAAGUUGAAGUUAAGGAUGUUGUUAUCUUGUUGAUUAAUAAAGAACGCGAAGGCGAUGAAAUUGAUAGGACUUUGCUCAAGGAUGUGAUACAAGUUUUUGUUGAUAUUGGUGGGAAGGUGAAUAAUGCACAGAGUAUGGAAUACUAUGUGAAUGAUUUUGAAGAGGCGUUUGUUCUUGAUACAGCCGAGUAUUAUACUCGGAAAGCUGGUAAUUUGAUUGGAGACUAUAUGAUGAAGGCUGUGAAACAGGAGAAAGAUAGGGUUUCUCACUAUUUGCACUCUAGUACAGAGGAGAAGAUGAAACCUCCUUAUGAUUAUUCUGGGAAGCUUUAUGAAAGAUACAAAGGCGUUUUUCAUGAUUACUUGACUUCUAAAGUUUUACCAGCUAUUCAAGAGAAGCAGGAUGAUGUAUCUAUGAUGCAAGAACUCGUAAAGAGGUGGGAUAAUCAUAAGGUUAUGGUAACUAAGCUUUCUCGCUAUUUCAAUUAUCUAGAUCGUGUACACAUUCCUCGAAAAAUGGCAAUCGAUGGUUUAUAUGUUCCAGCGUUAAGAGAUGUUGGGUUUAGUUGCUUUCGUGAAGUUGUGUAUGAGAAGAUGAAAGUGAAAGUUAGAGAUGCUGUUAUUGCGUUGAUUAAUCAAGAACGUCAAGGAAAUGAAAUUGAUAAGACUUUGGUGAAGAAUGUGUUAGAUAUUUUUGUCGAAAUUGGGAAAGAGUAUGGUAAAGAAGAUGAGUUGGAUUGUUAUGUCAAUGAUUUUGAAACUGGAUUUUUAAGUGACAUGGUCGAUUAUUAUACUCGGAAAGGUUCUAAUGAGAUUAAGGCUGCAGAAUGUUUUCAAAGGGAGAAGGAUAGGGUUUCUCACUAUUUGCAUUCCAGUACUGAGAAGAAGUUGUUGAAACUAAUGUCAACUGCAAGAUGA